Molecule: messenger RNA, 936 nt
Organism: Capra hircus (goat)
Lineage: Eukaryota; Metazoa; Chordata; Mammalia; Artiodactyla; Bovidae
Gene: AQP10
Product: aquaporin 10
Biological process (GO): glycerol transmembrane transport; water transport
Cellular component (GO): plasma membrane; basolateral plasma membrane
Molecular function (GO): water channel activity; glycerol channel activity; urea transmembrane transporter activity
Source: RefSeq, a predicted model, not a curated record
AUGGAGAGUGGUGACCAGGGACAGGGUGUCCCCACUUCGGUCUCCAUUCAGUCUCCGGUUGAAGUCAAGGACCGGCUCCAGAUCCGCAGCCUCCUGGCCCGGCAGUGCCUGGCGGAGUUUCUGGCUGUGUCUGUGCUCAUGCUCCUCAUACAGGGGUCUUCGGCCCAGGCUGUCACCCGUGGAGGAACCAAGGGAAACUUCUUUACUGUGUUUCUGGCUGGCUCUCCGGGCGUUAUGCUAGCCACCUAUGUGAGUGGUAAUGUCUCAGAUCCAGCCUUCUCCCUGCCCAUGCGCCUCCGGGGACACCUCCCCUGGGCCAGGUUUCUCAUUUACUCCUUGGUGCAGUUGCUGUCUGUGUUCUGUGCCUCUGGAGUCCCCUACGCUCUCUAUGACGAUGCCCUACAGAACUACACAGGUGGGAGCCGGACAGUGACUGGUCCCAAGGAGACGGCUUCCAUCUUUGCCACCUACCCUGUCCCCUAUCUGUCUCUGAGCAAUGGCUUCCUGGAUCACGUUCUGGGCACCUGGAUGCUGAUGGUGGGGAAGGCCAUCCUGGACACAUGGAACAAGGGAGCGCCUGCAGGUCUGGAGCCUGUGGUAGUGGGGUUACUGAUCCUGGCCAUCACGCUAUCCAUGGGUGCCAACUGUGAGCUCCCAAAACCUGCCCAGGACCUCAGCCCACGGCUUUUCGCCUACAUAGCUGGCUGGGGCCCUGAAGUCUUCAGUGCUGGCAAUGGUUGGUGGUGGGUUCCUGUGGUGGGCCCUCUAGUGGGGGGCAUGCUUGGCACAGCCACAUCCCAGCUGACAUCCCAGGUGGCACAGCACCAUCCUGAGGACUCAGAGCCAUCUCAGGAUCUAGAGUGUGCCCAACAGGAAGCCUCAGGCUCGGGAAGUCCGGCCGCAACUCAGCUGCAGGAGAGUAAGCUGCGACUCUGA